This is a messenger RNA of Chenopodium quinoa (quinoa), 964 nucleotides long. RefSeq names its product 60S ribosomal protein L6, mitochondrial-like. Gene Ontology annotation, cellular component: ribosome. Gene Ontology annotation, biological process: translation. The transcript has a single exon. The coding region runs from base 246 to 566 and encodes 106 amino acids. Lineage: Eukaryota; Viridiplantae; Streptophyta; Magnoliopsida; Caryophyllales; Amaranthaceae. Gene Ontology annotation, molecular function: structural constituent of ribosome; rRNA binding. The record is from RefSeq and is a predicted model, not a curated record.
UUAGAAUCACAAAAAGUGGAACGAAAGUACAAUGUAGAAUAAAGUAACUUUGUUCAAACUUUUGGUAUAGAAAAAUUUUGAUCUUUGAUCAACUUUUACAGGUUUUUGAAAGUGUAGUAACUCCGAUUAAUUUUAGCUUGGGAACCUGACCAAUACCCAUGUUUAACCAAUAUGCACUGGUUAUGUUUGUACUUGUGUAUGGUUUAACCUCUAAUAUCGGUUAAUUUUGAGUUUAGUGAGAUCAAAUGGAAGCAAGGUAUUUCCGAAUUCUAAGGCUAUUAGGAUUUGGUUACAAAGCCAGAGCUGAAGCAGAUGGUCGCCUCUUGUGCCUAAAACUGGGUUACAGCCAUGAAGUUGAGUUGCCAGUUCCGCCUGAUGUUCGUGUGUUUUGCUUUAAACCUGACAUAAUCUGCUGUGCUGGAAUCGACAAGGCAAGAACGCAUCAGUUUGCUGCUGCUGUUAGGAGUGUUAAGCCACAUGAAACAUACAAAGAAGAAGGUAUACGUUACAAGGAUGAAGUCAUAAAGUUGAAGGGGCCUUCUCUCAGGUGGCCUGCUCUCAGUUAAAGACAAAGAUCCGCUUGAUUUCCGAUCACAAGUUUGUAGAACAGGCUGUUUCCACUUUGUAGCUCUUCAUUUUGCAUUUGAAUUGAUUUCUAAUCUUCAAAUUUUCGUUUAAAACUAGAUUCUAUGCCAGCAGUCUAAAAGAGAGAAACUUGCUACUUCUGGACCUCAUGUCUAAGAUUUAUGACCAAAACGACAAGGCGGCAUGAUAUGAACCUAGUUUUAGCAACAAUGUACUCACUAUCAAUUUAUGUCUAUAAUUAUGGUUAUAAAAUGGCAUCUCAAGCUAGCCAAAAAAUCAUCAUUUACAACUCAAAAUAGCCAAAAAAAUUAUACUUGUAUGAAGAAUUAUAUAUCUGACCGCGUUUUGUAAGCCACACCAUAUGGCCGGACAAAGUAAC